Messenger RNA from Xyrichtys novacula (pearly razorfish), 12122 nucleotides. NCBI's taxonomy places the organism in Eukaryota, Metazoa, Chordata, Actinopteri, Labriformes, Labridae. The record is from the annotation of a GenBank genome assembly.
UAAAAGAAGAGAAAGGACCACCCCCCCGACUUUCUCCCCCUGCUGAUUCUCCUCCUCUUUUCUCUGUAAGUAGAGUUGUGGGAGGUAAAGCUGGUGAUCUAUCAACAGUUAACCUCCUGUCUUGCACCUGUGGUACACGGCAGAGCUUCGUCUCGGCUUGGUAACAGCGCAGAUGAAAUGUCGUCUUGGGCUAAAUCGACUGCAGCUGCCCGGCGGCAGCAGCAGGCUAACCCAAACGGAAGGUAAGCUGCACGGUUUACUGUCAUGUUUUAGCAUUAAGAGCUAACAGUCGCCUAGCAGGCAGCCACAGUGUGAGCUGAACUAAUAAACAAAUAGUCGAUGUAGUCAUGAAGGUUAGAUCACAUGACAACAUUUUUGAUGAAGCCUAUUCAACACACGUGUGUUGCAGUGCUCAACAACUUCGUUUGUUUCGGAGAGCCGCGCCAUACCCGAGCAGAGAGGAGAGGACCGAGGAGCUGAAAGAUGCCCUGGACAGGUACCUGACUAUCAGCUUCACAGUCAUCGGCACAUUAUACAGGCCAGUCUGUUAGUGUGCAAAGCUAUUUCAAUUCAACAUGCUCCAAUGCAUCAAGUGAUAGGUAGAAUUACAUCAAAAUGAAAGAAACGCCAAAGCAGGGAAAGGGCUAUCAGUGUGUGUGUGUGUGUGUGUGUGUGUGUGUGUGUGUGUGUGUGUGUGUGUGUGUCAGAGAUGGAGAGAGUGCUAAAGAACUGUGCUCAUUUUUGUGUCUCAGUGUUUGUGUGUUUGUUUUCAUGUACAUGUGUAAGGAAAGCAGAGGAAAAUAUUAUGGAGGCUGAAAGCUUGACUGGUGCGAUUUAAGAUUUAUAUGUUAUCAUUAUUAUUACUAUAUUAUCUCUUAUGAUGCAUUCAUUUGACUCUUACUCCAUAGCUGCAACCCUGGUUAAGAAAUGAGAUGUUGCCCAAGGCAUGAGAAGUGUAGCUCCUUAAAGAGGUUUCAUAUCAAAGGAUCAAAUCAGGAAAAAUGUCAAGAUUACAUUGGUUUUAAUUUAUAUAACUAAAUUGAAAUACUAAAGUUACACUGCUGUCUUUUCUUAUGGAUUUGAUCAGACACUGUAUGAGUUUCCUCUGACUUAAUGUAGUGUACGUUGUGAUGACCUCCUGACAUAUAGAGCUCCUUUUUCAGUUUUUUUUUUUUUUUUUUUUUUUUGUUCAGGUCAAAACAAUAAACAUGGCAAAGUAUGCACUCUGUUAAAUCCAGUCCCAGUCUAAUUACUAACAGACCAAACACAUACUGAAAUUCUACGGGGGCCUGUGCCCAUGUGACAGGUGACAUCAUUAUGAGACAAAGACAAACAUGAAGAUAUUUCAAAAAUGUAUCUUGAAUAUUUUCUGUCUGGUCUGAACUUCACAUCUCAGUUUUCAGCUCUAUGCAACCAUCAGUCAGCCCAGCUCAAUUCUUUCAGUGAAUAAGUGAGCUUUUGUCAAUCAAAAUAUAAUAUAAUAAUAUAAAAUAUAACAUAAUAUCAUUAAAAUGUAUCAUUAAAGAGUCUUUCUGUUUCCUUUCUUUUCUUUCAGCUAUGAAGAACUCGAGCAAAUACAAAACUACAGCACAAACGUGAAGUAUGAGGGCUAUAAGCAUCAGCCAGCUGGUAAGGCCUGCAUGAAAUCGUAGUAUCUAACUUUUUUUUUUUUUAAACUUGUAUUUCUUCUAGUAACUGCUAUUCCAUCAAAGUUACUUUUAAAAUGUUGCGAGUUAAAUCUGACUUUACCUUUCUUUUUCAUAUAGCUGCAUGGCUUUCACUGUCUCUUCGCCCUCACUUUCUAACUCUCCUCUCAAUUCCUCCAGCCAAGCCAGAGAGCUGCACUCCAGCGGACAGACGUAAAGCGCUGUAUCAGAAGUUUUACCGACAGGUGCAGGAGGAGAGGAAACCAGCUGACUGUGUGGUCCUCUCUGUCACCAACAAGUGCCUGUGAGUAUUUCAAAUCAAAAUGGAGAUCACGAAGAGUUAAAGCAGAUCUGUUUGCAACUUGUGUGUGCCAGAUGAGGCUGCCAUUUGGAGAGGCCAGCCUGAUAGAUGUGACUUUUUUUACAGGGCCAACCAUUCCCCCUGAACAUUUCAGCUCGGUAGAAAGGCUUAAUCAUUAAAGCCUAUACUCAUUGUUGACAUUCAUUCUCAUUCUCUAUCAUACUUAAAGUGCUGAGGAAAUGUCAUAGAUGUCAAACCAGAUCCAUAAUCAGUGGGGUUGGCCCUGUUGAAAACGGCACCAUCACUGUAUGAGAAAUCUGCUUUUUUAGAUCGGAUUUUACACCAAAACCUUAAUGUUUUUUUUUUUUUUUUACUCAAGUUUUGUGGAUAUUUACAUGUAUAGUCUUUUACACAUCAUCCAGAUUGGGUUGAAAACAGCUCCAGCUUAAGCUGUAGUUUUGCGUUCUCUGUACCCGACCUGUCAGCAAAGGGACCCAUAGUUUGAAGAAGGUUGAAGCUCUUGAGCACAAACAUGAAUGAGAGGCAUCAGAUAUGUUUGCAUACAGAGAUAUUUCUAUUCAUUAUGAGUGAGUGUGGUUUGGGUUCAGUAAGUAACAUUAGAGUCAAUAGGUGCCACCUAUUGACUCUAAUGUUUCUUACCUAACCCUAACCACUAGUUGGCCAAUAGAACAAGUUUGGUUGACUGACUAAAUCAGUCAGCCGUGCACAAGUUUACUUAAAGGCCUCCUAUUUCGAAAGUAUGCAGUCCAGUGAGGAAGUAAAUCACCUCACUCUUGGUCUCACUCUAGGUCUUAAAUAAACAAAGAAAACACCGGGGUUAUCUCUCUGAAUGUUUAAAAGAAAUCUUGUGUGCUAUCUGCUGCUGUCAGGAAUGUUUCUGCCUGUCCAGAUGAGUUUGAUAGGUUAUUCCUGGCAGGCCCGUCUUUGUUUUGUUUUUGACUGACAGCAUGAGGUGUGACCCAGGUCACCAUUCUCCAGAGUCUUUCAAAGUCCCCUUUCUCCAUUUAUCUCACUGCUCCUGGUGUCCUCAGGUGUCUUUUAUGCAGUAGAUAGGGGUGACAGAUAAAAACCAGUUCCACAAGCGGUAGAUUCACUUCAUUCAAGGUGCAUUUUUUUUCAAAGCACCAGACCUGUUCUGAAACUUAUUAGAUUCACUUCUGCACAUUGAUGCUAUGUAAUCAGUGCCACCAUUUACAUACACAAACUGAUGGGUUUAAAUAAUGUCACUUAAAAGUACCAUUCCACAAAUACUUGGGAGUUUGCAGAUGCAUCCUGAUCUAAAUAUAAACAUACAACAUAUUUGCAUACCAAAUGAAAAGUGGAAAAACAUUCAGUUAUAAAGGGACUUUAUAAAUUGAAAAACCAAAUGCUGUUACAGGCAUCAUGCCCGAUAUGUCGACAACUUAAACAUCCUUAUAAAGAAUACAUUUCUGACAACAUUAAGAACUGAUUCACACUUUGUACAAAUAACCAGCUGGCUGUGCCAUUGAUGGCAGCUGUGUCUGCACAUGAUUUCGUAAAAUUAAUUGUAUUGAUCAUUAUGCUCUGACAAAAUGCUGACAGUGAGAAAAUGCAGCACAACCUACUCACACCCCAACAUUAAUCCACACUUCAUCAAAUGACACCAUUCAGCUGAGUGGUCUUAAAAAUGUGCAAUGCAAAUUUCUGAUACAUCAGAUUUUUUUUUCACAUUUUUUCUUUGGCACAAGGACCAUAAUUAACUGCAAAUGUAUAGUAAAUACUGUCAAGGCCCCCACAUGCAAUAGACCUUUUUCUUUUACCUGCAUGCCUUAAAGACACUCUGUUGCACUGCAACACUUCAUUAAUGAUUUAAAAAUCCCAAAACCUUCCCAAUCAUCUAAAAAUAAAAAUGGACAUAUGUCUGUAAUUGUCUUCCUGAUGGCUCAUACAGUCAUUAACUUAGUAGGGCUGUUGACUUACAUUGACCUUUUUGCAUGCAAGAAUACUUUGACUCUAGAAAUAACCCUCUGGUCUUCUCAGCCACAUGCCAGCUAUCUCUACAUGCCAGCAAAGUCACUUAACACAAAAUGCGAAGUUAACAAAGUGUUUCUCUUCCUCUCAAAGGGAUUACCCCAAAUCGCUAAGCCAGUGUUUGCAGGAGCGUGGCCUGUCAGUGGAAAUGCUCUACCUUCAGGCGGAAUCGGGCCUGACCCGGGCCCUGCAGGAUGUCCGAGCAGAAGGCUCCCCGUUAUGUAUUCUGGUGGAGCAGACAAACAUAGCUCUGUCCUCCUGCACUGUUAUCAUAUUCUCAGAAUCCCUCAAAAGUAAGUCCCUACCCCUCAUUCCUUCAAACUCAGCCAGACAAACUCAGGUAAAACCCUAGAUUUCUUUCAGUGCCUCUGACAACAAACAAUGGUUCAACUCCAAGCCUUUUUUUCAGUCAAAGUGUGGAAACACUAAACAUUCACCACCAUAUCUAAAAGAAAAGAAACAGUCAAAUUCUGCACUCAAACAUCAAAACAUGUAUUGAUCUGAAAAUAAGCCACAUUGAAUUACAUAUUAUUUAUGUUUUCAACAUAUAUAUCAAUAAAACUUUGUUUACAGAUCAUCCAAAUUGACAUUUCAUGAAAUUAGUUCAGCUGAUGCUUUUAUGGCCACUUAACCAUGUUGACAAUAUGCAAAGAGUCAUUCAAACACACACAUUUUUGACCACACGUAACCUCACGAAAUUAAUGAACUGAAAGGAAAAAAAAGGAAAGAAAAACUUGCCGAGCAGGUUUGUAACAGUCAGUUCUGUGUUGAGGUUUCACUACUAGGCCCCGAAGCUAAAGUAAAGGAUACAUUCCUUUUUAAUUUCUGUGUGCUGAAUUCACCUCCCAUCCUAUUAUCACACAUAACAUUAGAUUACUUGAACAAAAUGAUAAAAGUUGUCUCUCAGGCUUUGAUAAACUCACAGACAUUAAUAAACAGCCAUUACCAGGUUUUCUUACCUGGUUAAAUAAAAAUAAAUAAAUAACAUACCAUUUUACAUUCUGCUGCUUAAGCAUCUUGUGUCAAUCAACACUGACCUUAUUUUAAAACGCAUACCAUGCACCAACAAACACAGUGGAACAGAGUUUUUGAAAGGCUAUUCUCCUAUGUGUAGGAGUCAACAACUUCAAAAACAAACAAACAAAAACCUGCAAUAAAACUAAACAGCUGAUUGACAAAACAAAAUCAAAUGAAUCAAAUUAAAUCCAACAUGAUCCUGCAGCAAAGAUAAACAUGUUUUUCUUGAGAUGAUUAAAUGUUUAAAUCAUAAAAGAGAAUUUUACUAGAUGCAUUUCGAACAACUGACUCAUUUAAUAUCCAGACAUUUAAAAGAAGAACUAAUGAAAGGUAAAGAUAAAUAAAGAUCAAUGUACCACCACCCCUUUAGCAAACACACUCCAAUAAAAUGAAGAGUACAAAGAAGUACAGUACAUCCUAAUUCCAGACACUUAGCUGUGUAAAACAUUUAUAAAAACAGAUUCUGAUAGUUUGUAUAAAUCCUAUAUUUAAUUGAAAAUGGUGCAAAGACCACUUAUCAAAUGUUGAAACUGAAAUAGGUCAUCGUAAAAAAAAAAAAAAAAACAUCAUCGCUUUUAACCCAUUUUUUUUAAACUACACGCUGUCAACUUAUUGAAACCAAGGAGCCCACUGUCUGAUGUUCUGAAAAUGAAACUCUGCCCCAUCGUCGCCUGAUCAAGUAUGUGAGUUGCUUAACAACAGCUUCUUCUUUGUGGUAUCUUUUGAACAUGAUGUGCUACAUAAUUUAAAGGGGAGUUACACUUGUCGACAAACUAGAUAAGCACACAGACUCUUCUACCACAGAGUCAUGCUGUUGUAAUAUGCGCAGAAUGCAGUUUGGCAUAUACUAUACAUAUGUUCCUCCAAAACCUGCAUUAAUUGCUCUGUUAUUACUGAUGCGCCCCAGAUGUGUCAGCCAAACAGGCCAUGAGCACUCCUGAAUCCACAACCCCAUCAUGGGUGCUGGCUUUUGAACCAUCCUCCCAUGAUAAACCAGGCAGUUGCUGUCCUUUUCAGAGCGGAGGACAAAAGUCCAUGAUUCCCAUGGUUCAGUUUUUGGGGUCACAGACGGUGGAUUUUGAGCCCAUGCAGGGAUUUCCACAGCAGCAACACAUCUGCUUUUACUGCAGUGCCACCAAAGGAAAUCACUAAAUAUCACCACCAUCAUGUGUUGUGUGUCUGUUUCUCAGAACAGUGAUCUCUCCAGAUUCUCUGAGUCUUUUGAAAAUGUGUGAACUGAAGGGGAUAAAAUCCCAAAACUUUUUUCAAUUCAGGUUGAAGAAGUUCCCCCAGGUGUUAAUAUUGAUAUUGCACAACUUUGUUAAUGUGUUGUGUUUCUGUCCCAGCUUUUUUCAAAGUUGUUGCAGGCAUCAAAUGAGUAUAUAUAUAUUUUAAAAAGGUUGAUGUUAAUGUUGAUGGUAUGUUGUCUUUGCACUAUUUUCAAAUAACUGUUUUAAAUCAAGUUUGUACGAAGCAAAGAAUCAAUCAAAUCAGCUGAAUUUGCAGACCCCACCAUCUCAUCUCAAAAGUUUGUUUCAGUGAGUGAAUUUGUUGCGAACCUGUUUAUUUCACAGCUGUUUCUAGGUAUUUCUAGGUGUGUCUUGUUCUGCCUCUCUUCUAAUCCAUGCUCCUGGCAUUUCAGCAUUAACAUUUGCAUUUCCCUCCUCCCAGUCCACCGGAACAUGCCCAAAGACCAGGCCAUGGACUUUGUAGCAGCAGAGCACAGUCGUGGACUUGUCAAAGAGCGCCCAAAAAGGGACCCUUCAGACCUUGCUGCACAAGCGUCACAGCUACUGGAUGACUACCUUGAGAGGGAAAAGAUUGAGCGCCAUACUGUUCCCUCUGAAACCCGUCCUCUCCUCAUGCUGUUAGCUGAGGGGGUGCACCUCUACCCUGAGGAGCUGGAAUCCAUCUCAGAGUAUGUGCGUUCUCGAUUAGAGCACAUACAAGGUAGGACACUAAUUAUAAUUUAGAGGGAUAUUCCGGCUUAAAUUGAAGUAAUGGUCAAACACACCGAACACAGAGUUAGAUACAACUCACCCACUCUCCUCCAGCAGCCGCUUGUUUGUGGGGGUGCCCUGACGAGUCGAUCACCGAAUGCAGCAGAAAAUUGAUGAUUAUCACCGAAUGGAAAUGCAAUCAGACCAAGACACUAACCCCCAAUUUCCACCACAUCUGGGAUAGCUCCACUAUGGAACGGAGGCAAUUUUUGCUGUCCGCCAAUUCCAAACGGAUGUGUUGAGUGGCAAAUUUGUGGCGGAUUUUGGACAGCGGGAAUCGCGAGAACUCACAAGAUUCACAUGCCAUCACAUGAUAACGAGUUGUCUCUAUAAUGACAGCCAUAUAACCAUAUAAGCAGUAGAUUGUGUCCUUCCAGAGGAGGAAAUCUACUUCUAGACUUAUAAAAUCAGCAUCUCCUCAUCCAUGGUGUCAAUGGGGUGAAAUGCUGUCUAAAAACCUUUCACUGGUUCAUCCCUGCCCAUUUGUAUGGUGUGAAACACGAUCUGCCUGAACAUGUAGUGUUUUAUUUUGAAAAGAAGCAGAUGUUUCGUUUUGUGUCUGUGCCCGACUUCCUUUCCAGCACGGGUUAAACUGUGCUGAAUUUAUGUGACAUGCUGCAGCAUCCAAAAAAAUAGAACUCUGGCGAUCGGCUGCAAAGUCCGCUGAACCGCAGUGAAACGGAAAGAAGCCAGUGGAAAUUGACAUAUUAGCUUGAAUGGAAAUGAUCAGCUGUGAUCAGUGCUGACAGCUUUUCGCUGCCGUACCGUAAGCAGUGGAAAUAGGGGGUAAGGCAGAAGAACUGCCCCACAAGAACUCUGAUUGCAUUUCCAUGAAGUAAUAAUCAUAAAUAUUCUUCCUUGAGCUGCGAAACUCCGCUGCACUCGGUGAUCAACUUGUCAGGGCUCCCCCACAAACAAGCUGCUGCUGGAAGAGAGUAGGUGAGUUGUGUUUAGUCGUCGUCGUUGUCAUUUUCUUCCGCUUCAUCCGAGUCCGGGUCGCGGGGGCAGCAGCUUCAGGAGGGAAGCCCAGACGGCCCUCACCCCGGCCACUUCCACCAGUUCCUCAGGGGGGAUUCCCAGGCGCUCCCAGGCCAGCCGAGAGACAUAACCCCUCCACCUGGUCCUGGGCCGGCCACGAGGUCUCCUCCCAGUGGGACAUGUCUGGAACACCUCUAACGGGAGGCGUCCAGAAGGCAUCCUAACCAGAUGCCCGAGCCACCUCAGCUGACUCCUCUGGUAGAGGAAGAGCAGCAGUUCUACUCUGAGCGCCUCCUGAGUGUCCGAGCUCCUUACCCUAUCUCUAAGGCUGAGCCCGGCCAUCCUGCGAAGGAAACCCAUUUCGGCCGCUUGUAUACGCGAUCUUGUUCUUUCGGUCAUUACCCACAGUUCAUGGCCAUAGGUGAGGAUCGGCACGUAGAUAGACCGGUAAAUCGAGAGUCUCGCCUUGCGGCUCAGCUCUUUCUUCACCACGACUGAUCGGUUAAGCGUCCGAUCCGCUGGUCAAUCUCUCGUUCCAUCCUACCCUCACUCGUGAACAAGAUCCCGAGAUACUUGAACUCCUCCACUUGAGGCAGGACCGCCCCUCCGACCUGGAGAAGGCAAUCUAGUCUAGUCUAGUCUCUUUGCUAAUGAAAUUAGGCAAAGCUAAAAAGAUGUUUGAUGGCUAGUACUAUGGCUGGGACCCUAUAUGUACUGUUGAUGAAGUUAUCCCCUGUUCUGAGCAUUAAUUUUGGCUAUACAGUGGCUUUUUGGUUGAGGUUUGCAAGUGGAGACGUAGACCGCUGUGUAUUGCUGUUGUGCGGUCGUUUCUAAAGUUGGUAUAACUAGAGAAGCAAGCAGUCGGCAACAUUGAUCUCUCGAGGAAGUGUUAUGGUGUGUUGGACCAUAACUUGAUUUUACACCAGAAUAUUCCUAUAACACCCAAAUUGCUGGGACUGGUGCUGACUUUGAGCAGCUCUGUCCUUCUCUUUGGUUCUUACCUUUUCUGUCUAUUGUGGAUCUUUUUAAUUUUAGCUUCUGUUGUUUGUUUCCAGCCACCCACACUGAGGGGCAGAGGGGUAACAUGUUACCCCCAGGACUUGGAAAACCACCACCCCUGCUUCCUACUCCUCCUGGGCCUCCUCAACCCCAGUCCACAGCAGGACCAGGGGGAGCUAUGAUGGACCACCCAGCACCUUCCCCCUCUCCUCUCUUGCCCUCACCAGGUCAGAGUGCAGCAGUUACUGAAGCGUUGACAUGAACCUUAAUCAUUCAAAUCAACUUGUUUGUGGGAUUUUUUUUUUUGCUAAACGUGGAGCAACUUGAGAUAGAAAGUCCUAAACUGUCAAAAAGACAUGACACGUGUCUGUGGAUCCUUUGAAAAUAGUCAUUAGUAAAGAUAAGCUUGCAUGUCAGAGCUUCUAAGAGCAGUCAGGCAGUCAAUCACUACAGUCUGAAUUAGGGAUGGGGCCGAUCCGAUCCUGUAUCAGUAUUGGGUUCCGAUACCAACGUAAUUCAUGGAUCAUAAAUUUCUGAUCCAACCUGCUAAAAUUUCCGUUCCAUAAGUCAUGCCUUUGCUUUAACUUUGUCUGCUGAAAUGACUGUACAAAUGAUUGUUGCCCGUCUUGUUCCUAAAACAAGAAAUGCCCUGACCCGGAUUUGAACCCAGGACCUUCUGGUUGUGAGGCGACAGUGCUACCCACUACACCACUGUGCCGCCCAUUGGUUAUCUUUCAGCAUUGAAAAUUCCAACGACACCCUUAUUUUUGUGUGUUCUGGAUCACAGUAUCCAGAAUUUUGUCUUGAUCACCACCAAAAUUUAAUGGGAUCCUCCUGGGGCUGAGACGCACCUCUGGUGAAAAUUUCAGGUCAAUCUGUCUGUAACUUUCUCCGUAAAGUUGCUAACAGACAAACAAACAAACCAACGCUACCAAAACAUAACCUCCUUGGCGGAAGUAAUAAUGAUGGUAAAGCUAACAGCGCUCUGGUAUUGGAAUAGUAAUGGUAUCGGCAGAUAUCCAAAUUCAGUUAUCGAGAUUGGAUCGGAUGUAAAAUAAAUGUGGAUCAGACAUCCCUGGUCUGAAUCACUGAUCUAGUUUUGUUGUGUUGGGCUGCAAAAGAGUGAGAAAUAUUUCUUCUGUUCUGCUUCAUGUACAUAAUUUCACUGACAUACCUGCACAAAGAUAUUCAAGCUACAGUGUGGUCUGAGAUGUCAUCUUCAUCUCAUCCUGUAAUGGGGUGUUGUUUGACAUCAUCUCAUUGAGACUUGACUUCUGUUUUUCAUUUCAGGCUCUUAUCCAAAAACCAAACCCCCUCCAUUGCUGUCCUUGCAUAGGCCUCCCGGACCCUCAUUAGGAAUUUCAGCUUCAAGAGGCCUUCUCCCCUCACACAGUCCCUUUGGUGUCCCUCCAGGGCCUCGUGGGCCCCUAUUCCACCAUGUGCCCCCAUUCCAUCCAGGUCCCAGGGGCCCUCAUGGGAUUAGAGGUGUCCCUCCUUCGUUGAAGAGUGCCCGCCCUCCACUUCUUGCUUCCCCAGGUUAGUUCUCACGCCUUUUCUUUGGUUAUAUUCUUAAUUUUCCUUGAAAUCGUACCACCAGUGAUUUACCUCAGUGUUACCCACAUAUGUCGCAAUGUUUCUUCAUAUUUCUUCUUUUUUUCUCCUUUGGAUCAGGUCCCCCUCUUCCUCUGACAAGACCAAACUCCCGUCACUGAGACAAACAAACGUUGAAAGACACACUAAAGCACACACUGUUACACAUGCAGGCUUAACACCCAGCUCAAAAACAGACUACAAGCUCCUGAGUGGCGACUGUUUUGACUGUUUUUGAAGUUGACGGCUGCUCAGAGUAAAACGAAAGAGAUGCUGGUGAGAACAGAUUCAGAUGGUGACGUUGUGGAUGAUGAAAUGUUGAUAGAGACUAGGUUUUUUUAAAAAGUUAAUUGUAGAAGAAAUGCUGAAGGAUUUGUGGAGAACCAAGUUGACUGAUCUUAGGUUUGUUUAACAAAAUGCUUCUGUUGAGAUUGUUCAUAUUUGUCCUUUUUAAUGUUGAAUGAUUCUCACCCAGAGACAGUGACGGGACGAUCCUUCCUACCAAGUGUUUAAAUGGUGUCUAAGUUUCAAAAAGAUUCCUCAAAGAUUUUACCAACAAAUUAUACAGCAAAUCAAAGAUUUUUAUACACAAUUUGUAAGACAGUGAGUCACAAAGAGCACAUGCAUAGGUUUGUAUCUUAAGUUAUAUGCUUGGUGUAAAUCAGUUAAGUGAUGCCUGGACCUAAAAUUGACAAACUUUUAUUUCCAUUGAGAGUAAACAGUUUUGCAUCAAAUAUCAAGACGCAGUUCAAUCUGUCUGCAGGGUAACCAGAAUCAAAAAAAUGUGAUUGUAAUUUUUUUGCUGCAGAAGACACACGAAGAAUAGGGUCACAUCUGGGGUUAGCUUGUUUAACUUAAAUGGGAUAAAUGCAUCCACUCAUUUGUCUUCAGGAAACACUAUUAUAUUCUCUGUAAUUCUGAGCUGUGCUGUUUUUCUCUCUCUUUUUUUUUUUUUUUAAUUCAUGCUCUUUCUUCUGCAAAACAGCCUGGUAUUUCUUUAUGGUCAUUUGCAACACUCCGGGUUGCAUCAGUUUAGUGAAGAUUCACUGAUAGUCAUCUCUCUGUGUCAACACUAAACCGUCUGCACUCGAGUUUUGGUGCCGUAGUCUGAAAUUGAUUGAGAGCAUGUCCUCAGAAGUGACAAGGUGCUUAUUUUCACAUUUCGUUGGAUCCUUUAGGCGUAACUAUUCACAGACAGCAGAAAAAUCAGCAAGGAGGACAGCCUUUUUUUUUUUCAAGCAGCUCAACAUUUUUUAAAUAUGUGGAUGUUCAAAAAUGAGGACUGUUUGAAUCAUGUUAUGUUGUUUUUCUGUAUUUUUUAAAUGUAUAUAUACUGUAUAAUGUAUAUACUGUGUGAAUUGUUGAAUGGUGAACAACUUUUGGGUAAUGAAUAAGUUUUUAUUAAUGUCUUGCAGUGUAAAUAUCCAACAAGUGCACAGAGAAAAAUCAUUUCAGAGAAAACUUCUGCAAGUGUUUAUAAUUAUUUUGUUCCAGUUUGGCAAGUCUUUCAGUAUGGUUUCUUUUGUUGAAGAGAGAAUGAACCGUCAUGUUAAAUAAAGUGAUAUUCAUUAAAGGCUA